CACGUUACCGUGGGGCGUGGGCUACUCGGUUUCGUAGCGAUCGCGUUUCUGUUUCCGGCCGCGCGGUUCCCCCGUUCAAUCCCUAUAUACUUCCUACUUCCGCGGCGCUGAGCUUACCCCACGUCCCCACCCCACGGCACCAACGCCAACCACUACCACGACGAUGCAGAUCUUCAUCAAGACCAUCACCGGGCAGACUCUCACGCUCGAGGUCAAGAGCACUGACACCGUCGACACCGUCAAAGCUCGGAUCCAGGACAAGCAAGGAAUCACCGGCGCCGCCUCCCAAGACGACCCGCACCAGCUGCCGUCCCUCGUCUUCGCCGGGAAGCAGCUCGACGAGGACGACGGCCGGACGCUGGCCGACUACGGCAUCGGCAAGGAGUCGACGCUGCACCACGUGCUCGGCCUCCGCGGCGGCUUCCGGCAACGUAGCUGGUACCCCCACAUCAGCCCCACCCUCCUAGCGCUUGCGCUCCGCUACAACGAGAACAAGAUGAUCUGCCGCAAGUGCUAUGGACGUCUUCCUCCGGGGGCUACCAACUGCCGCAAGAAGAAGUGCGGCCACACCAAUGACCUAAGGCCGAAGAAACGUUUCGAUGGUAGAGCAGGUUUACGAGGGAAAUAG
This is a messenger RNA of Triticum aestivum (bread wheat), 628 nucleotides long. RefSeq names its product ubiquitin-60S ribosomal protein L40-like. The transcript is spliced from 3 exons. Lineage: Eukaryota; Viridiplantae; Streptophyta; Magnoliopsida; Poales; Poaceae. The coding region runs from base 164 to 628 and encodes 154 amino acids. The record is from RefSeq and is a predicted model, not a curated record. Gene Ontology annotation, cellular component: ribosome. Gene Ontology annotation, biological process: translation. Gene Ontology annotation, molecular function: structural constituent of ribosome; protein binding.